This is a messenger RNA of Pneumocystis jirovecii RU7, 2253 nucleotides long. RefSeq lists its product as uncharacterized. The transcript has 2 exons. The record is from RefSeq and is a predicted model, not a curated record. Bases 1 to 2253 code for a protein of 750 amino acids. NCBI's taxonomy places the organism in Eukaryota, Fungi, Ascomycota, Pneumocystomycetes, Pneumocystales, Pneumocystaceae. Gene Ontology annotation, biological process: positive regulation of G2/M transition of mitotic cell cycle; establishment of cell polarity. Gene Ontology annotation, cellular component: cytoplasm; cell septum.
AUGUUUAAUAAUUACAAUCAUAUUGCAUUUCAUGGUACACCUGAUGAUCAUUUCAAAGAAAAUUAUCAAAAUAAAAUACAUCAUAAUAUUAAUUACGGCAACUAUGAGAAAGAAAGGCGCUAUUUAAAUCAACAUAAUUCAAAUAACAUGUUUAAAAAAAGACACAGUCAUACAAAUUUUCCAAUUUCAUCUAAUUUGCAAGGAAAAGAAACACCUUUUUCAUCUUUAAAUGCAAAAAAAAAUCCAAUAUCAUCAAGUCUUAAUCAGGAAUUCAGAGAUUUACGAGCUUUACAAAAAAUGUCUAUGGAAACAUCCCCUGAUCUAGAAUUACCAUUUACUUCAAUUAUAUCUAUUGCUUCAAAUAUUUAUGAAAAGAAUAAUAUUUCAGAAGAUUCUUUUUUAAAGUAUAUUUCUAAAAGUAUUUUGCACUUAAUUAAUUAUAUUAGUCCUACUCAACUACAUCUUAAUAUUAUACCAGAAAAACAUGAAUAUAUAAAAUACAAAUAUCAAAAACCUAAAAUUCCUUAUAGGAUUCCAAAUGCUAAAGCUAAGAGUAUUAAUAAUCAUAAUAAUUUUUUUGUCCAAAAACAUGCUUUUUCAAAACCUGUAGUUUUUAAAGAAUUUAAUAUUGAAAGCUCUCACAUGAAUUUUUUCAACUCAGAAAACGAGUUUCAAAAGUCUAUUUCACAAACUCAAAUACCAUAUAUAUUUGAAAAUUAUAAACAUGCAUCAAUUUAUCAACCCAAACAAACAUUUAAAAGAUCAAUUGAUACCGAGGGACAAAUGUCAUUUCAAAACAAUGAUUAUACAGUUGAAUCACUCAAUAAACAUUUACAAAAUACUUCAAUAUCCUCACAAGAAGUUAAUAUGAAUAAAUCUAUAUUUUUUGAUUCUAAGAUUCUAGAAGAAACUCAAAAUUAUACAGAACCUAUAAAUACCACAAAUGAACUCUUACAUUAUAAAAAUGAUAAAGUAUUCUUUCCUAGUCUAACGCAAAACAGAUAUAAUAAUUUUGAUUUAUUAAAACAUGAAAAAAGCGACAUUAUACUAUCUCAUCCAACAAAACAUUGUAAAAACAAUAAUUUACCUCCUAUUCCACAUAGGGAAUCUUUUAGGGGUUCCGAGUUAAAUCAUUAUAAUAGUAUACCUUUAUCAUCAAAUAAUAAAAGACAGUAUCACAGCUUAUCUAAUAUUCCUUUGUCUACAAAGGACUACAAAAUAAACAAUAACUAUAAAUAUAUUACCGAUCUUUCUAAUUCAGGGACUACAGUACAUGAUCAACUUAAUUUUUCUAGGAAAUCACCGUGGGAAAUGUUUUUCAAUUAUGAAUAUGAUACAAAUUAUUUUAAUAAAGAUGAAAAAUCAGAGGAAAAUAAAAUCAAAAAUAGAAACACUGACAGUUUAGAUGUGGUUAAAGUUAAUGAAAUUUCUUCUGAAUAUUUCAAUAUUAUUAGAAAUCAUAAACCAGAAUACAGUUUUUUAUCCUUAAAAUAUGACUUUAUAAAAAAAGAAAACAUUAAAAACAUACUUUCAUCUAUUUCUAAUUAUAAGAAAAAGCUUUUAGAUAAAAAGGCUUACUUUUGUCAAAUUUCAAAAUACUUUUUUGCAAAAUAUUUAAAAGGUGAAAAAUACACGAAUGAGUAUUAUUCAAAUUCUUUUCAAUUCGAAUCAUUAUAUUUUACUCGAUUUCCUAUACAACUUGAACGUUUUAUAUAUCAUCUUGCUCGUCUUAAACUCUCAGAAUCCCACCGACCUCUUUAUCAACAUGUUCUUUUAACAAAUUUUAUAUAUUAUUACUUAUCUCUACUUAAAAAGGAUCAAAUUAUUCAACAAUCUAAAAAUAAGUUACAUAAGAACGUUUCUUUGUUCUCUAAAUACAAUAUUAUUCCUGAAACUAUACAAAAUCAAAUUGAAAGAAAUACAAGAUUUCCGAUAAAAAAAACAUUUGAAAACAAUAAUUAUAACGAAAAAAAGACAAACGAUAGAAUAAAUCUAAAAUGUAAAAUACACAUUCCUUACCUCAUUGAUUCUUUGAACCCAACAAUAUUUGAUUACAACGACCUUAAUAUACCAUUUGCAUAUGACGACUAUGAUGAAUUCAGCAAUAUUCACUCAAUUUUACAUGAAAACAAUGAUCUCUAUUAUAAUCAAUCAAAUUUUAAAAACGUAUUAAAUUCAGACAUAUUAGAUUCAGAUAUAUUAAGACCAGAGAUACCUAUAAUAGAAAAUGUACAUGAUAUAUUAUAUAUAUAA